Phacochoerus africanus (Common warthog) is the source of this 5367-nucleotide messenger RNA. It is a transcript of the gene FRMD3, whose product is annotated as FERM domain containing 3. The transcript is spliced from 14 exons. Lineage: Eukaryota; Metazoa; Chordata; Mammalia; Artiodactyla; Suidae. The coding region runs from base 200 to 1993 and encodes 597 amino acids. Gene Ontology annotation, molecular function: cytoskeletal protein binding. The record is from RefSeq and is a predicted model, not a curated record. Gene Ontology annotation, cellular component: cytoskeleton.
GGAGCCAAGGGAGGGAGGGACCCGCCUGCCGCGCCCGGGCCGUUCGGCAUGUGUGGCCGCAGGCACCGGUCCCCUCUGCUGUCCCGGGGCUGAGCCGCGCCCGGGUGUCCAGGACGGUGUGUGCUCGAGUGUGUGUGUCCGCGCGGGCGAGCUCUGCACCGGCCCCGAGCCUCCCGCUCGCUUCCUCCGGCCGCGGUGCAUGUUCGCCUCCUGCCACUGUGUGCCGAGAGGGAGGAGGACCAUGAAAAUGAUCCACUUUCGGAGCUCCAGCAUCAAAUCGCUUAGCCAGGAGAUGAAAUGCACCAUCCGACUGCUGGACGACUCGGAGAUCUCCUGCCACAUCCAGAGGGAGACCAAAGGGCAGUUUCUUAUUGACCACAUCUGCAACUACUACAGCUUGCUGGAGAAGGACUACUUUGGCAUUCGUUAUGUGGACCCAGAGAAGCAGCGGCACUGGCUUGAACCUAACAAGUCCAUCUCCAAGCAAAUGAAAUCUCAUCCACCAUACACCAUGUGCUUUAGAGUGAAAUUCUACCCACACGAACCCUUGAAGAUUAAAGAAGAGCUCACCAGGUACCUUCUGUACCUGCAGAUUAAAAGGGAUAUUUUCCAUGGUCGACUGCUCUGCUCCUUUUCAGAUGCUGCCUACCUGGGUGCCUGCAUCGUUCAAGCUGAGCUCGGCGAUUAUGAUCCUGAUGAGCAUCCUGAGAAUUACAUCAGUGAGUUUGAGAUUUUCCCCAAGCAGUCACAGAAGCUGGAAAGAAAAAUAGUGGAAAUCCAUAAAAAUGAACUCAGAGGCCAGACCCCACCGGUUGCUGAAUUUAACUUACUCCUGAAAGCUCACACUUUGGAAACCUAUGGGGUGGAUCCCCACCCAUGCAAGGAUUCAACAGGCACAACAACAUUUUUAGGAUUCACUGCUGCAGGCUUUGUGGUAUUCCAGGGAAAUAAGAGAAUCCAUUUGAUCAAAUGGCCGGAUGUCUGCAAAUUGAAGUUUGAAGGGAAGACGUUUUAUGUGAUUGGCACCCAAAAGGAGAAGAAAGCCAUGUUGGCAUUCCAUACUUCAACACCAGCUGCCUGCAAACAUCUUUGGAAGUGUGGGGUGGAGAACCAGGCCUUUUAUAAGUAUGCAAAAUCCAGUCAGAUCAAGACCGUCUCAAGCAGCAAGAUAUUUUUUAAAGGAAGUAGAUUUCGAUAUAGUGGUAAAGUCGCCAAAGAGGUGGUGGAGGCGAGCUCCAAAAUCCAGAGAGAGCCUCCGGAGGUGCACAGAGCCAACAUGACACAGAGCCGCAGUUCCCACUCCUUGAACAAACAGCUCAUCAUUAACAUGGAGCCGCUGCAGCCCCUAUUGCCUUCCCCCAGCGAGCAGGAAGAGGAACUUCCACUGGGUGAAGGUGUUCCAUUGCCCAAAGAAGAUAACAUUUCUGCCCCCUUGAUCUCCAGCUCACCAGUGAAGGAAUCCCGCGAGUAUGAAGAACCUUCAAGUGAAGAGGAAGAUAAAAUAAAAGAGGAGCCCUUGACCAUCUCCGAACUGGCAUACAACCCAAGUGCCAGUCUGCUCCCUACCCCAGUUGAUGAUGAUGAGAUCGACAUGCUCUUUGACUGUCCAUCUCGGCUGGAGCUGGAAAGAGAAGACACAGAUUCAUUUGAGGAACUGGAAGCAGAUGAAAACGCCUUUUUAAUGGCCGAAGAAGAGGAGCUGAAGGAGGCUCGCCAGGCUUUGUCAUGGAGCUAUGACAUUCUGAGUGGCCAUAUUCGGGUGAACCCACUGGUCAAGAGUUUUUCCCGGCUCCUUGUGGUGGGCCUGGGCCUGCUGCUCUUUGUAUUUCCCCUGCUCCUCCUCCUUUUGGAGUCAGGUAUUGAUCUCUCCUUCUUAUGUGAAAUCCGCCAGACGCCCGAGUUUGAGCAGUUUCACUAUGAGUACUACUGUCCUCUCAAGGAGUGGGUGGCUGGCAAAGUCAACCUCGUUCUCUAUAUGCUGGGUUGCUCAUAAAGCUCAUCUCUCAUAUGACUAAGGGCUAUAUUCAAUACUAGUGAUUUGGUUCUUUUGGCAAAUGCCUGGUUCUGAACGGUCACAGGACCGUCAACAGGUGUUCCUCAGUCGUAACUGAUUAUUCACACCUUUAAGUUAGCUUUCCAUCAUUCACUGCGAUUAAAUGAGUUCAAAUCAAAUACAGUUAUUUUAGUUACAGGUCAGGAAGACGGCCUCUAAAUAACCAAAAAUAUGUUUAUUUUUCUUAUAGUACAGACAUACUCUUUAUCUAUUAAUAUUCACUGAGCUGAAUUUAGGUCUCCUUUUUUUAAUAGCACCAUUAUAAGGUUCAGAAUCUGAAUUUUAGUAAAAACCCAAAAGAAGGUUUUUUUGAAUAUAAUCCUUAGUGAAAACAAUGUCCUUUAACCAAUGCCUAUACAACUAAAUUUGUGCUGGGCUUUUGUUUGUUUUUUUAAAAGUAUUUUUAUGUGUUCCAACUAUUUUGGUAAAUUUUUAGCAAAAAAAAAAAAAAAACCCACAAAAAACCGAAGCCCCCUGGAGUUAUUUAAGUGUACAGAUUGUAAGACUAAUGCACAAAGGGUAUGUCAGGAAUCUUUUAAUGUUUUGGCACGGGUUUGUUUUUUAAAAUAUUUUUUGCUGAACAAUCACAUAAUUUGUCGUUACCUGCAUAUGAGAUAGAAAAUAGGUAGAAAAACACUGUAGAGAGUAAGUUCCUGAAGUGGAUGAUGGACCUGGAGGAUGUAGAAAUUGAGAGCAUCAAGUGGACACAGGGUGGUCCGUUUUUCAACGUAUUUGGACAAGAUGACUUGUUACUUUCAUUUCCAUUCUGUCCAUGUAUUUUGGCUGGGGAGAUAGAAUGUUCUUCAAAGAAAGUGAAACUUUAAAGGAAACAAGUUAAAGGAGAUACUAGUUAAUUGCAUAGUAUUGUGCAUUAACUCAAGAGUAGAAGCAGAUAGGAACUGGACAAAUGGCAAGUAGCAAAACAGAGUUCUGGUGAAGCUGGUAGGAAAGAGGUGGUGGUAGACAAACCAUCAAUUCAUGAAAAGUGAUGGUGACGCAAGGUACUGAAUGAUGCAAAGAACAGUGUGCUCACUGUCCGAGUUGACAUGACUGUGUUUAAGUGGAUCUAAAUAAAAGUGGAGAAACUUUGAGGAACUUUUUUUGGUUCCUCAUGCCAUUCAUUGAGAUUCUGUGGAAGACACUUUAAAAGAAGUGUGGGUUUGAUCCCUGGCCUCGCUCAGCAGGUUAAGGAUCUGGCAUUGCCAUGAGCUGUGGUGUAGACCCCUAGCCUGGGAACCUCCAUAUGCCGUGGGUGCGGCCCUAGAAAAGACAAAAAUAAAAUUAAAUUAAAGAAAAAUGAAGUGUGUGUGAGAGAGAGAGAAAGAAUGGAUCUUGGCUUUUGAUAAAUGCCUAUGAUCUUCCGUUGUGGUGAUCAUUCUACUCUUUUCCUUUCCUGGAUUCCUGAAGAUCUUAACUCAUUCAUAAUCGGGGCUCUCAUUAAGACAGUGGAGGGGACUCAUUAGGUAAAAGACCAUUUCAGCUUGGGUGAAAGAGUGAAAUGACUCCCUACUCAGAUGGUAGAGAGGACAAAGGGGACCAAGGGGACCUUCUUUCAUACCAUUAAAUUCAUGACAGAAAGGCUGUGACGCCUUCCUUGUGGAGUACUUACCAGUACUGUGAAAGAGAAGAGUAGGGAGGAGUUCUCUUGUGCAGUGGGUUAAGGAUCCACUGUGGUCACGGCAGGGGCUUGGGUGGCUGCUGUGGUGUGGAUUUGAUCCAGAAACUUUCACAUGCUGUAAGCAUGGUCUGAAAAAAAAAGAGGAAAUGAGUAUGGAUGGAGCUUAAGGAUUUCUCCAUAGACUGUAAAUGAAGGCAUGGAAUGUUUUCAAAGGGAUUGGGCUGCCUGUCUCCCUAACCCUUCCAGCCCUGUAGCUCCAACAGCUUUGUCAGAUAUUUAAUUUUGUAAAUAAGUUUAAAAACUCAGCUCAUGAAGUCUUCAGCUGAUCCAAUUAUAAUCUAAUUUGCUAUUAAGUUGAUAGGGUGUUGUUUUGCAUCUAUUUUGCUUUUUAAUAAAGAAUAUUUGAUACCUGAAAUUUGAUACCAAUGUAGAAAAACAUUUUUCUAUAGGUUAUUUGGGAAGUGUGCAGAUGGUCACCUUUGAAAUUGAAGUGUUCCCCCCAACCCGGCCCUUGUUAUGACUUAAGGUCAUACUUUCUGACAUAAGAGUACCCCAGUGUAGUCUGCACAAAAUUAGAUCCCCUCUUCUAAUCAUGCUUUAUACCAUUUUCUUUGAAGUUCUAAUCAAAACAAAUCACUAGCCCUUGCCCUUUUAAACUAAUAUUGAAUAAUGUUGUUAAAAUUAUGGAAGUAAUAUAUUACCCAUCAUAAAACAUUGAAAAACACUAAGAGGCUAAACAUCAUGCAUAGUCCAGCCAUGCAGAUUUAUAUUAAAGAAUAGUAAGUACAUAAUUUUAACAUUUCCAGCUAACAUCUCUUUCCUCUUAGGCAAAAAAUCACAGUUGAAUAGAAAUGUUUUUAAAUGAAGGAGCUGACAGGAUAGGGUCUGCUGAAUUUAAACAAUAGCUACCAAAAGUAAAACUCAGAUCUUGAAAUGCCAUUUUGUCAAGAUAGUCAGUGUUUUUAGAAAAAUCUGCUUAAGUUGUCACAGAAGAGAGUCACCAGUUGCCUGAAUCAAAGGAAAAGACUGCUUCCAAAGAUGAAGAAUAUAUAAUAUAGUAAGAUACAGAAUUCUAAGCCAAGUGUGUGAGUAUAUGUAUAUUCCAUAUUAUUGGUACAUAUGUGUUCAUAUAUGAAUCUGUAUAUAUGUGUGUAUUUAUAUACACACAACUGAUAUGCCCUUCAUCCAUAGUUGUUUUUAUUUUUCCCCAGUUGAGAAAUUUGUGACAUGCUGUUAUUCCUUUUCCCUCACAUAUCAUAGUGAAUAAAACCCAGUCUCAAAGGUUUCAAUUUUUCAUGAAAACCACUGUGUGGACAUGUGUGGUUUUAUAUACACACAUAUAUGGCAAAUACAUAUACACACACAAUCUUGUCUUUAGUGCUAAUGCAAGUUGGAUCAUGAAAACCAUGUAGGUGAAGUACCGUGUAUUUCUGUCUGUGCUUGGAACUUACUGUAAAAUGUUAUGUAUCUGGAAUAUAUUUUGUGGUUUGUCUAAUAUCUUUAUAAAGGCAACUCUGGGAAGAAUUCAAACUGAAUUGGUUUCAUCGAAAUACUAGAGAUAUGGGGGCCAUGUUACCUGCGAUUGGAGCCUUAUCUUUGUAUAGUGAAAUUUGCAUUUCUAUGUUAACAUUCAGAUUGUUUUAUAUGUUAAUAUGGUGGCAGGAAUCCCUAAUAAAAAUACUCUGGGGAAAAAAUG